This is a messenger RNA of Rotaria sp. Silwood1, 543 nucleotides long. The record is from the annotation of a GenBank genome assembly. Lineage: Eukaryota; Metazoa; Rotifera; Eurotatoria; Philodinida; Philodinidae.
AUGAGUAUUUCUCAAUCGCUUCGGUGUGCACAAUUAUGUGCUUUUAUUCGUAUGCCAAUUAAUGGCAGUAUACCUGUAGACGAUGCAUGUGAAUUUAUUACACGAAGCAAUUCCCAGUGUUCAGUAUUUGUGGAAAUUAAUCAUGAAAAACGUGAAGCUACAGGUCGUUUAGGUAUGGAAACAUGCAGUGAAACUUCUAUACGUCGUGUAGACACUAUAGUUAAAUUAGACUUUUCAUUAUUGUCAAUUAUCCGAUAUACGUGUAAGAAAAAUGAUUGUGAUAUCGAGUUUCUUAACAAUUUAUUAGAACGUGCUCGUAAUAUACCUUUAGUGAAUAGAAACUUAACUGAAGAAAAUAUAGGUGACUUAAUUUACAACACAACACUUGGUACAUCUCCUACCAGUUGCAAUAGUAGUGCACCGCCGUGUUCAGCUAAUGAAAUUUGUGAAGGACAAUUUGAUAUCGAAGAUAUUUCGAAUGAUAUUUCUAUUAAUCGAUAUAGCAAAACUAUGGGUCUAAUAACACUCAAACGAUUAAAAUGA